Oryzias melastigma (Indian medaka) is the source of this 2469-nucleotide messenger RNA. It is a transcript of the gene slc37a1, whose product is annotated as solute carrier family 37 member 1. The record is from RefSeq and is a predicted model, not a curated record. NCBI's taxonomy places the organism in Eukaryota, Metazoa, Chordata, Actinopteri, Beloniformes, Adrianichthyidae. The transcript has 20 exons. Bases 412 to 1980 code for a protein of 522 amino acids. Gene Ontology annotation, cellular component: endoplasmic reticulum membrane. Gene Ontology annotation, molecular function: glucose 6-phosphate:phosphate antiporter activity. Gene Ontology annotation, biological process: phosphate ion transmembrane transport; glucose-6-phosphate transport.
AACUCUUCUACCUGUGCAAGGUGGCAGUGGGCGGGGCUUAAGUGAGAAGCCUGAACACUUUUAACCAGCUGGGAUUCGAACCCUCGCCAGAACCGAACCGUCUGUCUCACAUUAAAAGGGACUCAGCUGCAGUCAUUUCAGGUCCAGUCAGGUUCUGGCUUCGGUACCAUCAAGUGUGUUCUUCGGAAUCGGAGCCGAACCACGGUGACGUCAGAGUAGUGCGUGUGCGCGCGCAGUGCCAGCUGCGCGCUCCCAGUCAACCAGGAAGUCGACUCCCGGACGGACCCGCGUCAGGACUCAAGAACCGCGUCUGUCCCGCCUUCUCCUGAGGUCCACUGGGACGCAGUGCAGUGGACAUGAUGUCUGGAUAACCGUCAGCCCGACCCAGAGCUUCAUCCAGACCGUCCAGACAUGGCGCAAAUUCCUCCGGGGGUCCGACUGCUGGCGUCCCUCAACAAGGACCAGUGGUACAGAGCUCUGACCUUCGUCCUCACCUUCCUGCUGUACACCAGCUUCCACCUGUCCAGGAAACCCAUCAGCAUCGUGAAGAGCGAGCUUCACAAGAACUGCUCGGCCAUCAUCACGUCCAGAGACCAGGAUCCGUCCUCGCUGCUGCUCCGCUCCAGCUCGGACUGCAGCUGGAAACCUUUCGACAAGAAGAACUACAAGCAGCUGCUGGGAACCAUGGACUACUCCUUCCUGUGCGCCUACGCCAUCGGCAUGUACCUCAGCGGCAUCAUCGGCGAGCGGCUGCCCAUCCGGCUGUACCUGACGGCGGGGAUGCUGAGCAGCGGCGUCUUCACCUGCCUCUUCGGUCUGGGUUACAUCUACAACAUCCACAGCCUGAGCUUCUACAUAUUUGUGCAGGUGGUCAACGGCCUGGUCCAAACCACUGGCUGGCCUAGUGUGGUGACCUGCAUCGGGAACUGGUUUGGGAAAGGAAGGCGAGGACUCAUCAUGGGGGUGUGGAACUCCCACACCUCUGUGGGGAACAUCCUGGGCUCGCUGAUCGCCGCUCACUGGGUCUCCUCCAACUGGGGGCUGUCCUUCAUCAUCCCGGGACUCAUCAUCAUGGCCAUGGGGGGGGUCUGCUUCCUCUUCCUCAUCGAACAUCCCAACGACCUGCGGACCAUGAACGCUCAGUCUCCAGGUGUUCAGAGCGUUCAGACCAAAUGCUGGAGUGGAGCCAAAGGACACACACAGGUGUACCUGCAGUACAAGGACAACAAAACCCAGAGUUGCGACACGGAGCUGCUGCUGCCUCAGGAUGACACCUGCAUCCCCGCGCAGCCCGUCAUGGUGGUGAAGAGCGGCGCCGAGCCCUCCGCCAUCAGCUUCAUGGGCGCGCUGCGGAUACCAGGCGUGGUGGAGUUCUCUCUGUGUCUCCUGUUUGCUAAGCUGGUCAGCUACACCUUCCUUUUCUGGCUGCCGCUCUACAUCACUAAAGCAGCUCACCUGGAUGCAAAGAGAGCCGGCGACCUUUCCACUCUCUUUGACGUUGGGGGAAUUGUGGGCGGGAUCCUGGCAGGUGUGAUCUCAGACAAACUGGGAAAGAGGGCCACCACGUGCGCAGUCAUGCUGCUGCUGGCCGCCCCCACACUCUACGGGUUCUCCAUGAUCAGCCAGUUCGGUUUGGGUCCAACCAUCGGGAUGCUGCUGGUCUCUGGAGGUCUGGUGAACGGCCCGUACGCCCUCAUCACCACCGCGGUGUCUGCCGACCUGGGAACCCACAAGAGCCUGAAGGGAAACGCCAGAGCUCUGUCCACCGUCACCGCCAUCAUCGACGGGACCGGGUCUGUAGGUGCAGCACUGGGCCCCCUGCUGGCGGGGCUGCUGUCUGCCAGCGGCUGGGAUAAAGUCUUCUACAUGCUGAUGACAGCCGACUUCCUCGCCCUGCUGUUGUUGUUGCGUCUCGUGACGAAGGAGAUGACGUCGUCUAAAUCUGGUCCGAUUUCUCCAGUGGAGCUGAAGAAACACUGAUCCGAGCUGCCGGUCCGGACCGUCCUCUCCUCAGCCCGCUGACCAGAACCUGUGGACACAAACCGGGCUUUUCUUCUUGAAGCUGGACUCAGUAGAACCUCUGAUCCGUUCGUGGAGUCUUCCUCUGUCUGUGAUGAAGAAGCUGCUGUACCCCCCUCCCCCGCUGAAGGUGGUUCUGGUUCCGUUCGUGGACUUGUGCCGGUCCUCCUCAGAAUCAGGGAUGAAAGGAUUCGUUAAUUUUUUAUUUAUUGUGGUCUUUUGUUAAUUUAUUGUGGAUCUGUCCACACCAAUCAUGAAGGUUGUGGGCGUAACCUGUGAGGUCACUUCCUGUGAGUGCUGAGACGCCGUGCUGUCUCACGUGCACAGACUCGUGCGCUUGUGUGCCUUGUUUGUUGUUGGUUUUCUGACUUUGCACUUGAUUUCUGUUUACAAAGACCCAUAGUGGGCGUGGUCAGUUUCUGGGAACAAAUAAAUGUGGCCUUUCUCCUC